Salarias fasciatus (jewelled blenny) is the source of this 2786-nucleotide messenger RNA. It is a transcript of the gene tmem117, whose product is annotated as transmembrane protein 117. Lineage: Eukaryota; Metazoa; Chordata; Actinopteri; Blenniiformes; Blenniidae. Bases 387 to 1949 code for a protein of 520 amino acids. The record is from RefSeq and is a predicted model, not a curated record. The transcript has 8 exons. Gene Ontology annotation, biological process: intrinsic apoptotic signaling pathway in response to endoplasmic reticulum stress.
UGCACUGAUGCUAUGCGUGCUGUGUGGCCCCAGCUGUCUCCAUCCUCUCUCCAGCAGCAGCAGCAGCAGCAGCAGCGUCCCGUCACGCGCCCACAGACUGCCGCGCGCGGCGGGGACCCGGUGACGCAGCGGCGCCCGGCGCAUGGACGCUCCGGAACAAUGGCAGGGGAUUUGGGGGCGCCUCUGUCGUACUCCGACAACAGGUCUCAUGGAUAAUCCCCUCCACAGCCCGCCCGCAUCAUCUCGCGUCUGGGAUGAUUAGAGCGCCGCUGUCGGCCUGAUGUGGCAGCAGAGCCGAGCGGGAGCGCGGCUCCAAGUCCCGGCGGUCGACUGAGCGCGCGACGGCGGCGUGGAGCAGGUGCAGUGUGGCUGGGGGGCUCAGCAGGAUGGAAAUAGAUGCCCAUUUUCGCUACUAUUUCCAGCACCCGUGGUCCCGGCUCAUCGUGGCCUACCUUGUCACCUUCUUUAACUUCCUCAUCUUCGCCGAGGACCCCGUCUCUCACAGUCAGACGGAGGCCCACAUGAUCGUGGUGGGAAACUGCUUCUCGUUCCUCUUCAACAAGUACCCCGGCCUCGGGUGGAACAUCCUGAAAGUAAUAUGCUGGAUACUGGCCAUUAUCACCGGCCUGUUAGCCGGGAAGUUUAUAUUCCACCGCCAGCUCUUUGGUCGAUACCUGCGCCUGAAAAUGUUCCGCGAGGAUCAUGGCUCCUGGAUGACCAUGUUCUUCAGCACCAUCCUCUUCCUCUUCAUCUUCUCACACAUCUACAACCUCUUCCUGCUGAUGGCUGGGAGCAUGGAGCCUCACAUGGUGACAGAGUACAUGGGCAUCAGAAAUGAGAGUUUCAUGAAGAUUGCUGCAGUGGGAACCUGGAUGGGAGACUUUGUCACAGCCUGGAUGGUCACAGACAUGAUGCUCCAGGAUCAGAACUACCCGGACUGGGGCAAGGCCGCCAGGACCUUCUGGAAACGGGGAAACAACAGGAUCGUCCUCUUCUGGACGGUGCUCAUCUCCCUGACCUCGGUGGUGGUUCUGGUCAUCAGCACCGACUGGAUCAGCUGGGACAACCUGAACCGCGGCUUCCUGCCCAGCGACGAGGUCUCCCGGGCCUUCCUCGCCUCCUUCAUCCUGGUCUUCGACCUUCUCAUUGUCAUGCAGGACUGGGAGUUCCCUCACUUCAUGGGUGACCUGGAUAUGAAUCUACCAGGAAUGUCAACGACGCACGUAAAGGUCAAGCUUCCUGUCUGCAAGCGCGUCUUUAAGGAGGAAUACCACAUUCACAUCACAGGGAAGUGGUUCAACUACGGCAUCAUCUUCCUCGUGUUGAUCUUGGAUCUGAACAUGUGGAAGAACCAGAUCUUCUACAAGCCGUACGAGUACGGUCAGUACGUCGGCCCCGGCGAGAAGAUCUACACGGUGGAGGAGCCCGACACACUCAGGAAUUUCAACCACAGCACGCUCACGUACGAGUGGCGCUCCACCAACGUCGACCCCGGCACCAACCGGACCUACGUGGAGCAGGACAUGUUCCUCCACAGCCGCUACGUCGGCGCCAGCCUGGACGUCAAGUGUCUGGCCUUCAUUCCCAGCCUGGCGGCGUUCGUCCUCUUCGGCUUCUUCAUCUGGCUGUUCGGCCGCUUCCAGGACAGCGAGACCAUCACGGAGAACCAGAGCAAGACGUACGAGAGGAUAAAGAGGAAGUCGCCGUCGGAGUACAGCAAGGAGAUGGGCGUGACGCCCGAGGAGGCGCACGUGACCAUGAGCGAGAGCCUGAAGCGGUCGGGGACGCCCAUGCUGCUGUCGGUGGACGGGCCGCACUUCGGGGCCACGCCGUCCGCCAACUCCACCAUCUCCACGGAAACCCAGGAGACGCAUCCCAGCAUCGUGAUCGACAGCGCGUCGCAGGACGAACCAGCGGUCUCUUUUGACGUCCACAAACUCUCUCCGUGACUCGGUUCGCUCCUGAGAACGUUCACGUGGACGGGCUGGACCUCAGAUGAAACGAAGGACAGAGUUGUUCAGUCAUUUACUAUAUUUUUCUACAACCUUUUUCAAAGCCUGUAAAAAAAAAAAAAGGCACUAAUUCUGAUGCACCGAUUCUGCUAACUUUUCCAACCGAAUGCAAACUCUUACCGACGUGGUGCUCGCUUGUAAUUUUUUCAUUUAAGGUACGUUUUUGUCAGCGUUUGCUCAUUGGUGCCUAUACCAGAGGAGAGUUUCUACCGCCGCGGCGCUGCUGUCAGGUGGAUCUUAUUGUAUCGGCAGUGCUCCGGCUCCUUCAGUGCCUUGAUUUUUCACACGUUCUGAUACAUAUACUCCCAACAGAACAAAAGAUGUCUGACUCACAGUCUGCCCUCACAGUGUUUUCAUACCACACGGACCCUCGUUACCUCGUAGACCCUCCGACUUUAAUUUACUCUCACUCACUUUUAAAUGUAUAUCUCUGAAUCAAACGACAUGAUUACUUCCGGUAAUGACCUGUCCGUCUCCCCUCACUUGUUAUUAAUUGCAGCGGUAAUAAAUGCAAUCAGCAAAGAUGAAAAGCAAAGCAACAGGCCACCUCAUGAUUGCUUAUGUUGCUGCUGCCGCCGCCGCUACGCCGUCGCUGCAUACUAACCACGGGAGCAGCGGCGGCGGCGGCUUCGCCCUUGGCAUAAACACGCCAUUGAAGUGUGAGGGGGGCUUCUUCUCCAAAGCUCAGGGCUUCUUCAUGUCGAGAUAAACCUUAAAAGUUCUUAGAAGCAGUUUUCCAGGUAAAUGCAUGAAAAAUAUUUAUUCUAUUCUAUU